AUGGCAAAAUGGUCACUUUUAUUUUUAUACUUGUUCCAAGGAAUACUCCCCCUCAUCUUUGGGCAGCAGCAGCGCACAGCCGGCCCUUGGCGGCACCGCAUUCAGUGGGAGAACAACGGGCAAGUUUAUAGUUUAAUGAGCACUGGAUUAGAGUACCAGGCUCCGGUUCGGUCCAGAAGCCUGUCGAGGGUUUAUGUGAGCAGCAGGAGGGAUGCCACCAGAAGGCAAAUGCCGGGAGCGCAUAGGGGAGCGACGCUCGUAAGACCCGGACAGGCUGAGUCCAGACAGCUCAGGACUGAUCAGGCUGUGGAGCCAGGAUCUAUCGCGCCAGGACACGCUGUUAGACAGUAUGCGCCUUUUACCGGUCGUGCGUCAGGGACCAGAGAGCAGCCUGAGCGUCCUUCCGGAGCAGGAGCCGCGGGUUAUCCAGGCGCACGACGCCUUAACCCUGAACACAGCAACACCAUCAAUGCCUCUGCACCGGGGAGGUUCACAGACUUUCCAGGCAGGCCUGCCACCGCACUGCACACCAGGGGAGGAGAACCAGGGCCCGGUGCGCAAUACCAGCAGUUACGCGGGGUGCCAGAGAUGUCUGUCUCCGCAGACAGACAACCCGCGCAGACAGAUCACGCCAUCUCAGCAUUUCCACAAAGGGAAUCUGAGGCUCCUGCUCCAUUCACUGCCCCUAGUGAGGAUGUUUCAAACGAGGCAGCCGUUAAUGGAGAGGGCAUGGUUAACGACGACCCUCGAAACCCGUUUAAAAACCACAGGAAUUCUGUUUUCCACAACAUGUAUCCCACAAGAGGGAGGUCAGUGGCCCGCACGCACCGUCCGCCUGGCACGGGAUACGGAACGAGAUAUUUCCAAAAUGGACUGCCAGACCUCGUGCCAGACCCGUAUGCCAUCCAGGCAGGUGCUUAUAUCCAGCGCAUGCAGAUGUAUGCGCUCCGCUGUGCAGCUGAGGAGAACUGUCUGGCCAGGUCGGCUUAUGGACCCGCCGUGAGAGACAUCGACUUCAGAGUUCUCCUGCGGUUCCCCCAAAAAGUGAAGAACCAAGGCACCACAGACUUCCUCCCUGUCAAGCCAAGAUAUCAGUGGGACUGGCACAGCUGUCACCAGCACUACCACAGCAUGGACGCCUUCAGCAACUACGACCUGCUGGAUGUCGUCACUGGACGUAAGGUGGCCGAGGGACACAAGGCCAGUUUUUGCCUGGAGGACACAGGCUGUGACGCCGGAUUCAGGCGGCGCUACGCCUGUACGUCUCAUACACAGGGCCUGAGCCCAGGAUGCCACGACAUCUAUGCUGCCAACAUCGACUGUCAGUGGAUUGACAUCACUGACGUGCCUCCAGGAAACUAUAUCUUGAAGGUUACCGUCAAUCCCAAUUUCCACGUCCUGGAGUCAGACUUCACCAACAACAUAGUGAGAUGUGACGUCACAUACACAGGAGUCUACGUCCAGACACGCAACUGUCGAGUAACAAGAGGUUGA
Chelmon rostratus (copperband butterflyfish) is the source of this 1494-nucleotide messenger RNA. RefSeq names its product protein-lysine 6-oxidase-like. Bases 1 to 1494 code for a protein of 497 amino acids. Gene Ontology annotation, biological process: peptidyl-lysine oxidation. The record is from RefSeq and is a predicted model, not a curated record. Lineage: Eukaryota; Metazoa; Chordata; Actinopteri; Chaetodontiformes; Chaetodontidae. Gene Ontology annotation, molecular function: protein-lysine 6-oxidase activity; copper ion binding. The transcript has 7 exons.